AUCGGAGCAAAUAAUCUCGAGCACCUCACGCGGGCACCUCACACCUCACGCGCCCGAGGGUCAUCUCUUCGUCGACGGGCGCGAUGGCGACGGAGUUCGACGAGGCGGAGAUCCUCAACGACAUCACCGGGAGCACGGACCCGAUCCUAAUCCCCGGGAAGGGCGCGCAGGCUAUGCCGAAGCGCAACGCGGUCGUCAUCGCCGCGCGCAAGGAGACCGCGCUCGCGACCGUCCUCCGCGCGCAACAGCGAGAGGGCUACCGCGCCGACCACCUCGUCGGGCCGAUAUGCCGGCACGUCCUCCUCGCGAAGAACAACAGCACGGCGUCGCAGCUGAGGCUCGCGGUGGACGUCGUCGGGCACGCGAACGUCGUCGCGGAGGACGAGGCGGGGCUCGCGUUCACGAUCCGGCAGGGCAUCUCGCGACGGCGAAAUUUCGAAACCGACAUGCGCGCGCUGGAAGCCGCGGGCGCGGGCGGCCCGGGCCCGGCGGGCCCGCUCCCCGCGACCGCGGACGAGAGCCUCGAAGCGCAUCUGCGCCUUCUCAUGCACGCGCCGCCUCGGCUCGCGGCGUCGAUCGUGUGGGCGGACAGAGAGCUCGUGGAGCGCUACGUCAAGGGCGGAGAAGCCGCGGGGCCGGCGCCGCCGGCGAAUGAUGACUCCGACGCGACGAGCCCCGCCGCCGCGGUCGCCGGGCGGUUCUUCGUCCCCGACGCCGCGCGCGCGGCCGCGAUCGCCGCGAUCGGCCGCUGCCUCUCCCGCGCGACCGCGCUGGACGCCCUCGUCGGCGUCGCGCCGUACGGCUCGGACGCGACGGGCGCGUACAGCGACGGCGCGCGAUUCGCGCAGUCGCUCUGGCGCCGCGUCGUCGGCGCGUGCUCGGGCGCGGACGACCAGCCGCCGCCGUCGCCGCGCGUGCAAAUCUCCGCGCUGAACGCGGUCGCGCUGCUGAUCGGCCCCGCGCUCGACGGGUGCCACCCGGUGUUGCCGCGAUUAUUCGCGCUGCACGCGCCGGACCCGAGCAGGUUCGGGUACUACAGCGGCGGCGGCGCGACGGACGAAGCGCGGUGGCGCGGCGCCGCGUCCGACGGCGACGGCGGAAUCGCGCGCGGCGCGGCGACGAGCGCGACUGGGGACGACCCGACCGGCGCCGCGUGCCCGCUUCUCGCCGCGCUGCGGUUUGAAGCGUGCGUGCACGUGCUGACGCGAGCGGACGCGGUGACGGCGCGGGCGAACGCGUUGUCGUUGGAGUGGCGCGGCGUCGCCGCCGCCGUCGCGACGGCGCCGGCGUGCGCGGCGCUCCGCGCGGCGCCGCCGCCGAAACCGCGGACGAUCGACGACCCGGUCGGCGGCGACGGCGAGGACGGCGCGCUCGCGGAGGAUGAUAACGCGUCGAAGGUGAACGUUUUAAUGCGGUUACGCGACGCCGGGUGCGCGGCGCUCCCCGUCGCCGGCGCGCAAGCCGCGCUCGUGGAGGAUCUCGAGAAGCUCCGCGCGAUCGCGAUGAAGGCGGCGAACGCCGCGGGCGAAAGCCUCAUGCGCCGCGCGCUCGUGGAAGUGUCGCAGUGCGGCGGGUACAGCACCGGAGGGACGUGCGCGCUCGCGUGCGGGUUCGGGAUGCUAUCGCUGUCCGGGUCGCUUCCGAAACACGCGCAGCCGUUGGAUUGGGCGUCCGCGGGGUGCGCGGCGUUGUUCGCCGCGUUCGACCGGCCGCAGACGCCGCAGGUCAACGACGCCGCGGUCGCGAUGGAAGACAUCCGGCCGACGCCGAGGGGUCCGAUCGGCGCGGGGUUUAACUUCGACGUCCCGAGCGGCGCGAGCGCCGCCGCGGAGACCGCGGCGAAGGCGGGGAAAGCCGCGCGCGGGCUCUUUGGGAGAAAAAAAGCCGCCGCCGCCGCGCCGACGGCGCCGGCGCGGUCCGCCGCGGAGCAGCGCGCGGACGCGCUCGCGGAGGCGACGUACUCGAUGUCGAAACAAUCCGCGAGCGACGCGUUGCGCCUCCCGAAAUGGCGCCCCAGCGACGGCGCGGACGCGGUCGCGCCGGUGUCCAAAGCCGCCGUCGCGUUCGCCAUCGCCACGGCGUUGCCGACGAUGCCGAUUCAUCAACCCCUUCCCGCGAUUCGCGCGCUCGUGAACCGCGUGCGCUUGGGCCUCUGCGACCGCCCGGACCUCCGCGUCGCGGUCCUCGCGAUCGCGCUCUUGACGCACGCGCGGAUGCGCACGCACCCGGAGGCGAUCAUCGUCAUGUCCCCGCUCGGGGAAAUUCUCGCGGUGUACAUGGACGAAGAUCAGACGCCGAAACGCGCGGCGGCGGCGGCGACCGCGGCGGUUCAAAACGCGCAGCGACAGAUCGCGUCGUGGACGAACGAGGACGGGAAAGCGAUCGGCGGAAAGAUCGCGCGCGCGGAGACCGCGGACGUCGAGGCGAGUCUUCCCGGUCUGAAAGCCGCGGCGGCGGAGGCCAACGCCGCGAUGAAACAGACGCAGUUCCGCGAAGAACUCGUCGUCGCCGCGGUGGAGGGUAUCCUGAGCAUCAAACCUCGAAACGACGUGGAGCUCUCCGGGUGGUUACAAGUCGCGCUCGAGGCGUCCGCGACGCUGCGGACCGUGCCGCUGUGGCAGGGGUUAUGCGGAAGAAGAGCCGCCGCGGACGCGACGUUUCGGUUGCUCGCGAGGCUGUGCGCGACGACGCGAGCGUGCGUCAACGCUCGACCGGGCGCGACGGACGCCGAGGGCACGCACAAAGCCGCGCAGCGCGUGCUCACCGCGCUGACGCAAGAGGUCGCGGCCGCGGCGGAGAAGGGGACGCUGGACGACGCGGCCGCGGCCGCGGCGGCGUGGAUCGCGUCGAGACACUUGGACUUCGCGUCUCCCUCGGUCUCGGGGGUCGGGAGCGUCGGGACGCCCGGAGGUCCGACCGCGAGGGUCGUCACCGGGUUAGUCGCCGGGUUACUCCGAGGCGGCGUCGGCAGAGCGAGUUGGGAUAAGAAAACGGCGAGCGAGCAGCGAUCCGCGGGGACGCUCAGCGGGAAGGGCGGGAAAGGCGGCGGGAAGCAAGCGAGAGACGAGGCGUCCGCGGCGGCGGCGGCGAUGGCCGGCCUCGCGUGCGUCGACCUCCUCGCGCAGCGGUGCCCCGCGAUGAUCCCCGGACUCGCGAAGUUGAUGACGGACGUGGGGAACUCGACGGAGGGCGGCGUCGAGAACAUCGGGCACGCCGCGAGCGCGCGCGCGAAGACGACGCGCGCGCGGCUCGCGCUCGCCGCGGCGGCGACGGAAACGGGCGCGGACGCCGCGGCGGCGGGCGAGAACGGCGGUCGAACGCCGCCGUCGCGUCCGCCGCCGCCGACGCCGCCGACGCCGCCGGACGUCUUCCCUCCGUCCGCGCCGCCGCCGCCGCUGCUCCUCUCCCACCUCGCCGACGGCGGCGGUCGAACGCACGGCGCGUCGAGCGAGAGCGACUGGUCGUUGACCUCCGCGGCGUGGCGCGCGCUGCACGCGGACGUCGUCGACGGCUUCGCGAGCCGCCCGCCCGUCGCUCGCGUGCCCCUCAGCGGAACGUCGGACCCGCUGUACGUCGAAGCGUCGCAUGUCGCGUCCCCCGGCGCGCGACGUCUCACGGUCAUCUUCCGCUGCCGCCCGCCGCCGACGUCGAACGCGCCGAACGCCGCGGGCGCGUCCGCCGCCGCGCUCGCCGGGUUGCUCAAGAUUGGCCUGGAAGGCGCGUGCGCGCUCGUGGACGGCGCGUCGAGCGCGGCGGCGAGGUUAGGGACGCCGUCCGCCGCGGUCGAGCGAGCGACGCUUCAGCCCCCGCGCGAGGGCCGCGUCCCCGGGCACGCGAUACGAACCGUCGGCGCUGGAUGCGACGAGGAGUCCGUCGUCGCCGUCGACGUCGCGGUGAUUCGAUUCGGACGCGUCGCGAUUCGCCCGCUCGUGAUUUACGACGGCCCGGAAGGACGCGCGACGCUUCGAUGCGCCGCGUACGCGGUCCCGCUCACGGAGCUCCUCGCGCCCGCGCCGACGUCGCUCGCGGACUUCGACCGGCUGUGGAGCCUCCUCCCGGCGACCAUCUCGCACGAGGUUGAGGUCCCGACGGCGGGCGCGCGCGUCGCCGCGGCGGCGUUGGAACAUUUCGCCGGCGACGCGCUCGCGGUGGCGGUCGCCGCCCUCCGCGGCGAGCGCCCGGGCGGGUCGAAGCGAGAGCGGGAACGUGAGAAGAAGCGCGCGCCGUUCGCGCGCGCGGGCGGGUACCAGCUCCGCGCGAGCGGCGCCGCGUGCGAGUGUUUCAGCGCGGUGACGUGGUCGGGGGACCACUUGCUUCUCGCCGCGUUCGUUCGAAGCGACGGCGUCGCGACGCUCGAGUACCGGAGCCGUUCCGCGGAGACGCUCGAGCCGAUCGAUAAGGACCCGGCCGGGUGGUUGGAGGCGUUCACGGGCGACGUGUUGAGGCCGCGGCGACGCGAGCGCGCGGGCGGCGGCGCCGGCGCGGGGUCGAUCGACGACGACGACGGCGAGGCGUCGGCGUCGGACGCCGGCGGCGGCGGCGGCGGCGGCGGCGGCGGCGGAGCGACGAGGCGGCUGACCGCGGAGGAGCUCGCGUUGGGGCCGUCCGGGGACGGGACUGGGGUGAAGCUGCACGACGCGGUGUUGAGGGAGUGGAAGGCGCUCGCGGCGUGA
Messenger RNA from Micromonas pusilla CCMP1545, 4673 nucleotides. RefSeq lists its product as uncharacterized. NCBI's taxonomy places the organism in Eukaryota, Viridiplantae, Chlorophyta, Mamiellophyceae, Mamiellales, Mamiellaceae. Gene Ontology annotation, biological process: endocytosis. The record is from RefSeq and is a predicted model, not a curated record. The transcript is spliced from 2 exons. Bases 84 to 4673 code for a protein of 1529 amino acids.